Messenger RNA from Medioppia subpectinata, 807 nucleotides. Lineage: Eukaryota; Metazoa; Arthropoda; Arachnida; Sarcoptiformes; Oppiidae. The record is from the annotation of a GenBank genome assembly.
AUGUUUGCAAUUAUUUUACUGUUAAUAAUAGCCGUUUCAGAGACGAUAUCUCAAGACAUUUGCCAAUUCUUUCAGUCAGACGGCAGACACAAUGGUCUAAAGAUAUACCGUCAUCGGGAGCUCAGCGGUGAUAGUUAUCCACAAUCGACACUAUUUAAGGGCAUUAUAUAUGGAAAUGGAUUGAAAUGGGAGUUCACUAUUGAGAGGCAACUCAUCGGCAAUAUGUCUAUCCGUGUGAUCGACACGACUGGCCGACCAUUCAAUCAGACAAUUGUUAACAGAUUUAUUAUUUUUGGCGACUUUUACAAUAGAGACCAAAAGUGGGAAAACUAUAUCGCAUUUCACGACAUGAUAUAUGAGGACCCGAAGGACAGGUCAGCACUUCAUAUAUGGCUACCAAACGGCACAGAACUUUGGUUACAUAACAGGGAUAUUGAAUACAACGCGACGGACAUAAUGUUUAGAUCGACAGCUAUUUAUACCAAUGAUUAUGUAAUGAUUUUGGACAGACAUACGGGUGUUGUGCUCACGUAUAACAUUAGACCCGAUGUGAUUGACAACACAUCUCUGGCCAUACAUUACAAUCGGGUGGACAACGAAACGGCUGAUCUGGAGUACAAUACUCUGGCCAUAAAACCCCUGUUCCUGGAAAUGAUUUCCGACUUUUUGAGACAACAAUUGGAGGCUAUUAUCGACUACGAGAUCGUCGACGAAGAGCCGGGAUAUAUGUUGUGGUUUAGUAUCGAUGGAGAGCUCCGGUAUUGUUUCACACCCGGCGACGGACCCCUCUCUCAACAGCACCCGUAG